GUGUUUAACCUCUACAUUGCCACGCGGGGAAGGAAGACCGCUAUCUGUUCCUCCAUCGCUUCUUCUCCCCGUCUCUCUCUCUAACAAUGGACCAACAUCACAGAAAUGGAAGGAAUCUCAGCUGCCUUGUAAAAUAUUAUUCCAUUUGAUACUAAGCAGACAGAAAAGGCAUUAUGGGUGAAAUUGAAGAAGCCAUUUAAAGCUGCAAGGAGGUUUUUGAAAACACUCAGCCAUUCAUAUUUCAUUUUGCAAGGUCUGCUGUGAUGCUAUGGAUCCCUUGGUAGACAAUAUAAAACGUGAAGAAGGCAGUGGCGUGCCCUUGUGCUUGGUCACCCGCGAAAGCAGUGUGCCUCUACCUUCUCCAGCUGUCUCAGUUGUUAGGUUGCAUAUAUCCACCUGCUCAGAUACUCAGCGGCCCAUUCUGGAGGAGCAGCGAGACAGAAGAGGAUUGGAGCCAGUCACCGCCACUGUGAAUCCACAGUUUCGCUUUGGACAUCUGGAUCAGGAUGGGAACCCAAGCCAACCCAAAGAAGAAAUCAUUGAGAUAACUACAGAAAGGAACAACAAUACCCUCUCUCAAGCUCCUGAUGUGAAGGAGAGCCCUCAUUCUGAUCCCGCUCUGUGUCUCUGUGAUACCUGUGGCUGUCAGCAUGUGGCCAGUGGAAAAUGUGAGGCAUGUGGUGCAAUAUGUCACUUCAAAGAGAGCAGGUCCCUGGUCCUGGAGCCAUCACGAGGCUUUGGGAUGGGCAGCGAGACCUCAAUACCGGUCAAGAAAAGAAGGCCAAAAGAGUAUCUGAGCCCAGCUGAGUCAGAGGCCGAUCUAAUGGAGAAGCAGAAGGAGAAAAAGACUUCCAACGAUACAGAGGGGCCAUGUGUGAGGAGUUUGGAGCAGGAGACAUGGAGCCAAAAAGACAUACAAACUUCAGGUGAUGAAUUGGGAGAUUCUUGGUCUUGGUCUGCUUACCUAGAAGAGCAGAAGUGUGACGCGGCUCCUCUCAAUCUCUUUCGGGAGUGGCAACUCGGAGCACAGCACAAGAACGGCUUCAAGAUGGGGAUGAAGUUAGAGGGGAUUGAUCCUCAGCAUCCAUCCAUGUACUUUAUUCUAACUGUGGUUGAGGUGUGUGGAUUCCGGAUAAAGCUCCACUUCGAUGGGUAUUCUGACUGCCAUGACUUCUGGGUGAACGCGGACUCCCCUGACAUUCACUCUGCGGGCUGGUGUGAAAGGACGAGACACAAGCUGCAACCUCCGAAAGGGUACAAAGACGAAGACUUUAGUUGGACGCAUUAUCUGAGAAUGACAAAAGCCCAUGUGGCCCCAAAACAUUUAUUUGUAACUCCCAAAAUUGGGGCUCCCCCAUCGCUGUUCCGGGUGGGAAUGAAGCUGGAAGCCGUGGACAAGAUGAACCCCUCUCUUAUCUGUGUGGCCAGUGUCACUGAUGUGGUAGAAGAAAGAUUCCUUGUUCACUUUGACAACUGGGGUGACACCUAUGACUACUGGUGUGACCCCAGCAGUCCCUAUGUGCACCCCAUUGGCUGGUGUCAGGAGCAUGACAAGCCUCUUACUCCUCCUCAGGAUUAUCCAGAUCCAGAUACCUUCACAUGGGAAGAGUACCUGGCUGAGACCGGAACUACAGCAGUGCCUGCCCGAGCCUUCCAUACACGACCUCCACAUGGGUUCAAAGUGGACAUGAAACUGGAAGCUGUGGACAGAAGAAGUCCCUCUCUUAUCUGCGUGGCGUCAGUGGUGGAUGUGGAAGAGUGUAGGAUAAAGGUUCACUUUGACGGCUGGAGCCAUAUGUAUGACUUUUGGCUGGACGCUGACCACCCAGAUUUGCACCCUGUGGGUUGGUGCCACAGAACUGGACAUCCUUUGCAGACCCCUCUAAGGCACAGAGAUGCAGCCAACAUAUCACCAGGCUCAUGUGUGUCACUCAGCUGUAAGGGGAUUGCACACUCCAGAAGCAGCAAAUACAGUUUCCACCACAGAAAGUGCCCCACUCCGGGCUGUGAUGGUUCUGGUCAUGUGACUGGAAGGUUCACUGCUCAUCACUGUCUCUCUGGUUGUCCUUUGGCUGAUCGAAACCAGCAACUGACACGAAACAGAAACCCUAUUCCACUUCCACCUCGAAGGAAGUCCAGACACCAUGGAAGGAUCGGUCGUCCUCCAAAAUAUCGUCGAGUGCAACAGGACAGCUUUCAAGAUACAGUACACCAAUCGUUUUUCAUGUCGGCUCUGUCUGUACACCCUGAUCGAGCCCUCGCUCACUGCUGGGAGCAGCACUGCCGUCUUCUGCCAGGUGUUGCUGGUAUCAGUGCCAGCACUGUGUCUAAGUGGAGCACAGAAGAGGUGUUUAACUUUGUGCAGACACUUACAGGAUGUGAAGACCAAGCCAGGCUGUUCAAAGAUGAGAUGAUAGACGGACAAGCCCUCUUGUUGCUCACACAGACGGACAUUGUAAAGAUUUUGUGCAUUAAACUAGGGCCGGCUGUGAAAAUUUACAAUUCCAUUCUCAUGUUUAAGAACACGGAGGAGUCCGCAGACUGAGCCCCACCAACCGGGUCUAAAAGAUUAUGGUUUUAUGAAGCUGUCAAAUCCCCUUGAUCCCAUUACCCGGCUUUAAUGAAUGUCUCCAUUAUAAAAGAAUAUACAGUUUAGUGAGGUGUUCAAAUAAAUACCAUUAUGUUUGUUGGAAA
Molecule: messenger RNA, 2694 nt
Organism: Rana temporaria (common frog)
Lineage: Eukaryota; Metazoa; Chordata; Amphibia; Anura; Ranidae
Gene: L3MBTL1
Product: L3MBTL histone methyl-lysine binding protein 1
Exons: 22
Coding region: 269-2545 (758 amino acids)
Biological process (GO): regulation of DNA-templated transcription
Cellular component (GO): nucleus
Molecular function (GO): protein binding; zinc ion binding
Source: RefSeq, a predicted model, not a curated record